AUGUAUGUUCCUUAUAUGCUUCACCUUUGUUUCAGGGAUCUAUCCCAUCUGGGCCAAAAAAAAAAUAACUCGAUAUACCGAAAUUUCAUAAAAGAUAAAAUCCACCACCAAUCUAUUCAUUCAUUCAUCAAUCCCUAUUCCAAACAAACAAACAAACAACAAUUAAACAAAAAAGAAUAUACAAUAAUGAGUUGGGAAGGUUUCAAAAAGGCAAUAAAUAGAGCCGGUAAUAGCGUCAUAGUGAAGAAUGUAGACAAGACAAUAGAUAAAGAAUACGAUAUGGAAGAAAGACGUUAUCGUGUCUUACAAAAGGCAGGUGAUGCAUUACAGAAGGAGGCAAAGGGGUUUCUGGACUCCCUGAGAGCAGUCACUGCUUCUCAAGUGACCAUUGCUGAGGUCAUUUCUAAUUUGUAUGAUGAUUCCAAGUAUGUUAGUGGUGGUGGGUAUAAUGUUGGUAAUUAUUAUUUACAAUGUGUACAGGAUUUCGAUUCUGAGACUGUGAAACAAUUGGAUGGUCCAUUUAGAGAAACUGUGUUGGAUCCUGUGACUAAGUUUUCAAGUUACUUUAAAGAAAUUGAUGAAGCUAUUAAGAAGAGAGCUCAUAAGAAACAAGAUUAUGAUGCGGCAAAGGCAAAAGUGAGAAGAAUGAUUGAUAAACCUGCUAAGGAUGCUUCCAAGUUACCAAGGGCUGAGAAGGAAUUGGGGUUAUCGAAGGAUAUCUUUGAACAAUUAAAUAAUCAAUUGAAGAUGGAAUUACCACAAUUGGUUUCAUUAAGAGUACCUUAUUACGAUCCUAGUUUUGAAGCUUUAAUUAAAAUUCAAUUGAGAUUUUGUACUGAUGGGUACACGAGAUUGGCCCAAAUUCAACAAUAUUUGGAUCAACAAUCAAGAGAUGAUUAUGCUAAUGGGUUAUUGGAUGAUAAGAUUACUGAUUUGUUACAACAAAUGUCCACAUUAGAUAUUUGUGCAUUGGGUUUCAAAUAG
Molecule: messenger RNA, 984 nt
Organism: Naumovozyma castellii
Lineage: Eukaryota; Fungi; Ascomycota; Saccharomycetes; Saccharomycetales; Saccharomycetaceae
Gene: RVS161
Product: amphiphysin-like protein RVS161
Exons: 1
Coding region: 1-984 (327 amino acids)
Source: RefSeq, a predicted model, not a curated record